CGAAGUUCGCGGUUCGCAGUUCGCGUUUUACCGACUACCUAGCUAACCGACUAAGGCGGAGGUAAUAAUCUACUUCUACAUAUGCUUUUCAAACUACUACGUAUUAAAAUCAACUACCUAAUAUAGUUGAAUUCAGCUUUUAAAACAAUGGAUCAAUUCAAAACAAAAGUUGAGGCUGAGGCUUGGCUGUCUGAACUGUCUGAUGAUGUUUACAUAUUUUUUGCAAAUAUGAAUUACAGAAUUAUGAAGCAAAAAGUUAGUUCAGAAAAAGAUUUUAAGGAAUUUUUUAAAGAAAAAGAACAGGAAAUUGCGUUAAUUAAUUCAUUAAAGGAACGAGAAAAAAGUUCUCUAAAUGAUGAUAUCAACAAUAAACAGCACAUCAUAGAUAAUUUGCAAUCGCAGCUAAAAAAUAACCAAACACAAAUAUUAGAUUUAAGAAAAACAAUAAAUGAACAAGAAGAUGAAUAUAAAAAAAGAGUUGAUGCUAAAGAAAAAUACAUUCAAGAGUGAAUCAAUAAGCAAGAUGAAAUAGCUGAAGCUAAAUUUGAUAAGAUACGCAGGGAAUCGGAUAAUAAUAUUUUAUCCUUAAAAAAUCAAAUCAAUGAAAAAGAGAAAGAAAUUAGUUCACUUCACGAACUCAAAAAUCAGUUAAUUGAAAAAAUACCAAAUCAUAGGGCGAGUCAAAAAUCAGUUGAGCUAGGUAUUGCUGGGGAGACAUUUGUUGAAAAUCUGUUAAAUAAUGACAAUUUUUUCCAAAUUCGGAAUGUUUCACAAAUUAAUAAUAAAGGAGACUUUUCUGUAAAUAUUCGAAAUAGCAGUUUUACAGGCAUGCUUGAAGUCAAAAAUCUGAACAUCAAUGCUCCAGUUGCAAAAAAAGAAAGAGAGAGAUUUAUCAAUGACUUGAAUAUUAACAACGAGUACAACUAUGCUAUUCUUAUUUCUUUAAAUGGAGGGUUUUCAGAAGCCUGUGAAGAGUCAAAGAUUUUUUCCACCACAAAUGAUAAGUUAUACUGCUUCAUUGGAAAUUUGGCUAAAAAAGACCUUCCAGACAUAUUUCUAAAGAAUGUUUUGCUUGCGUUAGACAUUGCCAUGGAAAAAAUUGGCGCACAAGGGUCUGACAAACAAGAGCUAAUUAAGUUACUCGAAACGGCAGUUAAAAACGUAAAAAAAAACGUUGAUUCUGCUGCAAACUUGAAAAAUCAAGCAAAAUCACUCUCAGAUGCAAGUCUCAAAUUUUUUAAUGAUAUUAAUUCGGAGCAAGAAGAACUUUUCGAAAAGUUUUUACAGCUUAAAAGCGACAAAAGUUUUUCCGAGGUCUCCAGAAAUGGGGAAGAAAAUGAUCAACCAAACCCUAAGAAGAUUAAACACUAAAAAAAU
This is a messenger RNA of Hydra vulgaris (swiftwater hydra), 1377 nucleotides long. RefSeq lists its product as uncharacterized. Lineage: Eukaryota; Metazoa; Cnidaria; Hydrozoa; Anthoathecata; Hydridae. The record is from RefSeq and is a predicted model, not a curated record.